AUGGAGCAUCACGAGCCAGUAGCAUCGUCAUCGUCAUCGCCAUCGCCAUCGCAGCCCCGCCUUCCACAUCUCCCAUACGAGCUCAUCAGCAACAUUGCCGGCUUUCUACCAAGACAAGAUUUCAAAAACUUCAGACUUUCGUGUCAAACGAUUGCAGAAUGUUCAAAACCGCUCCUUGCGUUGCCCAAUUUCGAUGGCGUCCCCUGGAGAAAAGACGGAGAAAGGCUUCAUCAUCUUUCGCUUGUACCGGGCUGCGCAGGGCGCAUUCACGCCGUCAAGUUCAACAUGGCUCGCUUGGUUGAGGAAGAGGUCGAAUAUGCUGCAUCUCGAAUCAUCAACGCAAAUGACCUCCAUAGAGCCUGGGGUCCUUAUCUCGAGACUCAAGAUGUGUUCCUCGACCCAAUCGAGCUGCCUCUUGACUUGGUAGUUCCAGCUAUCAUGAGGCUGCCCAAUCUCGAUUCCGUGUGCUUGACCUGGACGCAGUGUCCUUGGAAAGAUUGUAGGGCAAUUGACGAUGUCUUUGACACGGAAGAAUCCAUGGAAUUGGCCGGUAACGAGAUCUUAGAGUCUCAGCAAGCCAUCCUGGAUGCCCUACUCAGAUGCAACAUAUCACUCAAGAGCCUCACAAUCGAGCCGGUAAUGCAUCCGUACCUGAAAAUACCAUCCAUGCUGGAUCCAAGAGUAUCAACAGUCUUUGGGUCGGUGACCCAGCUACACUUGCAUCUGAAAUACGAUGUCAUCUCCUUCAAGCCAGACCGCCUCGACUACUUCAUCUCCUUGAUGCCCAACAUCCGAGACCUAAAAGUGCACAGCACUCCUGUCCAGUUCGAGGCCAGCGAUAUUGACUUCUACAUUAAGAAUAGACUUCCUCACCUUGAGAAGAUCGACCUGAGCUGUUUACAAAUCAACUUUGUACACUUUGUCCGUCUGAUUAUCGACCAUCUUUCAACACUCAAAGAAGUUAACCUGCAGAGUAUAUAUGGAUGGUGCGAUCCUUUCAGUUCAACCGACAUCGAUUGGGAUUUCAUCUUCAAGCUUAUGAAAGAGAAACUCGAAAUGCUGGAGACGGUUCGAAUCAAUGGCAGGUUCAGUGACAACGUGGGCUGGCAUCAGGUCUUCUUUCGUAACGAUUUGCCUGUUGUGGACACGAUUGUUAGAAUCAUGGGAGAGAAGAGCGAUAGGCUUGAGAGGUAUAUACUAGAGGGAGGGGAGUAUCCUCAGCCUUUGUGGAGGAUUUAA
Messenger RNA from Fusarium subglutinans, 1239 nucleotides. RefSeq lists its product as uncharacterized. The transcript has a single exon. NCBI's taxonomy places the organism in Eukaryota, Fungi, Ascomycota, Sordariomycetes, Hypocreales, Nectriaceae. The record is from RefSeq and is a predicted model, not a curated record. The coding region runs from base 1 to 1239 and encodes 412 amino acids.